ACACACACACAUACACGCAGGAGGAGGAGGAGGUACAAGCGGACAGAGACGAGGCGCCGUGCGGUUAGUGAUUUGAAUCGAAUCUAUUUGCCUACUAAAUGUCGGCACGGGCUUGAAUGCGGUGGUACCGGAGCACGCACUGGCGGUGCCAGGCGAACUGCCUGCCUUCCAAACUGGACCCGUUUCACCUUUGAUGGUUUCAUGUGUCCGGUACUAUUCGAUGGCGCAGCGCUUGAAGAUGCACGAAACACCGCUGUAUCGUCUAGGGCGCCUGCAAGCGAUUGAAAAGCUCGAUGGAUUUUGCGCUCAGGAUGUAUUUGAUUGUGUUGUUGUUACGUUUCCACGGAAUGUCGAACCCGUGAGGACUUCCGCACAGUGCAUGGGAAUCGAUGAAGCAUGCGGAGCUAUCACCAUGUUGCCAGGAUAAAUGAUGAUUACCCUCAAUGAAAACAAGGAGGAGGGGUCUAGCUGCAGUACCAUGGCUGAAAAGGAGAACAAUCUAAAGACAGCCAGGUUAUGGAGAGAUGCAGCUUUGCGCUCCAGAAAGCUGAGGAGUGACCUGCGCCAGCUUACCCUCAGCACUAAAAAUAGCCAAAAAAUUACUCUUCCCGAAAACAUCAAGGACAUCGAGGUUCUGAACGUGGGUAACAACUGCCUUCAGGAACUCCCUGAGGGGUUGGGAUCAACGUUGACGAAACUGCGUAUCCUUAUCCUUCGCAGAAACAAGUUUGCCACUGUUCCCCAAGCAGUGUUUUUGCUCAGUCAGUUGGUAGAGCUGGAUAUUAGCCAUAAUUGCCUGAGUCAUUUUUCGGAAGAUAUUGUGCUGCUGAAGGGCUUGAAAAAGCUCUGCAUUAGCCACAACAAAAUUCAGUACCUGCCCUCGGGAAUUGGAGCUCUACAGUGCUUGGAGGAGCUGGAUAUCAGUUUCAAUGAGCUCCAUGAUUUCCCCAGGUCCUUCUCCCAGCUCAGGAAGCUCCGCACACUGGAUGCGGAUCACAACAAGCUACACCAUUUUCCUCUGGAAAUCCUGGCUUUAAGUGACCUGGAGGAACUAGACUGCUCUGGGAAUAAAUUUGAGUGUCUCCCCAAUAACAUUAUGAUGCUGGAGUCUAUCAAAAUCAUGUGGCUUAGCAACACGCUAAUAUCAUCUUUGCCAGAGACUUUCUGUGACCUGCAAAACCUGGAGAGCCUCAUGCUGGAUGGCAACGUGCUGGCAACUCUGCCCCAGUCUUUUGGGAAGCUGCAAAAGCUGAAAAUGCUUAAUCUCUCCUCGAACCUGUUUGAGGAUUUCCCCCAAGUCAUCCUCCGAAUCCGCGCUCUGGAGGAGUUGUAUUUGAGCAGAAACAGACUGACAUUUCUCCCAGAGGAGCUUGGCCAGCUGAUCAAGUUGGCCAACUUGUGGCUGGACAAUAACAAAAUCACCUAUCUUCCAGACUCAAUUGUGGAUCUGGAGAGACUCGAGGAGCUCGUUUUACAGGGUAACCAAAUUGCCAUUCUUCCGGACAACUUUGGAAAGCUCGCCAAAGUGAACAUUUGGAAGGUGAAGGAUAAUCCUCUCAUUCAGCCUCCCUAUGAGGUCUGCAUGAAAGGUAUCCCUUACAUAGCAGCCUAUCAGAAAGAGCUGGCCAACUCUCAGCCUGCAGUGAAGCCCAGAUUAAAGCUGGUGUUAAUGGGGCAGAAGAAUGCGGGGAAAACCUGCCUCAGGCAGUGUGUUGUCAACAAAGCACAGGACGCAAAGACCCAGGCGGGAAACAAUGGCAUCGACGUGACGAACUGGGUGGCGGACAUCGCCAGAAGUCUCACGUUUAUAGUUUACGAUCUGUCAGGGAUGCAGAACUAUGACCUGAUCAAGCCCUUCUUCCUCUCCCCGGGGGCCCUCUAUAUCCUGGUGGUGAAUCUGAAAACUUAUUCCCCCCGGAGCUUCAAAGACCACGUGGGCUACUUUCUCCACCUGCUGAGUGCCAAGGUGCCCCACGCGGUGGUGCUGAUGGUGGGCACGCACAUGGACCUGUGCGAGGAGGUGGAGCUGGAGGAGAAGUGCCUGGACAUCCACCGGCAGAUCUCGCUGCAGGAGCGGCACGCUACCGACUGCCUGCGGAGCAUGGCCGAGCAGGUGGACGAGGCGCUGGCGCUGGGCUUCGACGUGCGGACGUCCAGCCCGCACGUGCUCUUCUACGGCGUGUCCGACAAGAACCUGCGGCGCAAAAAGGCCCAGCUGCAGUACCUGCUCAACCACCGGCUGCAGAUCCUGUCGCCGGUGCUGCGCGUGAGCUGCGCGGGUGAGGAGCAGCGCAACGUCGAUCGGCUCAAGGAGAAGCUGAUGUCGGUCGCAGACCACCGGGAUAUCUUCCCCAACCUCCACCGCGUGCUGCCCAAGUCCUGGCAGAUGCUGGAGGAGCUCCACGUCAAGCCGCAGGACCUCUGGCUCUCCUGGUGGGACUCGGCGCGCCUGGGCCUCCAGGCGGGGCUGACCGAGGACCGUCUGCAGAGCGCGCUCUCCUACCUGCACGAGUCCGGGAAGCUGCUCUACUUCGAGGACAGCCUCACGCUCAAGGAGUACGUCUUCCACAACCUGCCGCGCUUCAUCGCCAUCCUCAACGUCUUCUUCCAGCGCGACGCCGACGUCAUGCUGGACCGCCUGCUGGCCGAGACUGACGGGGAGGACCGCGUGCGCGCCGCGCAGAUGAAGCACCUGGCCGAGGGCUUCCUGCAAAAUGGCCUGCUGCCGUCCAACGUCAUCCGGCUGCUGUUGCAGCCUCUCGUCCAGACGCAGCAGGACCUGUCGCUCAUCAUGGAGCUGCUGGAGAAGAUGGGCGUCUGCUACUGCAUCAACAAGCCACGCACCAAGCCGCUCAACGGCGCCACCGUCUGGUACAAGUUCCCCAGUCACGUGAGCAACGAGGAGCCUCACGGCCAGGACUGGUGGGUGAGCGGGACGUCGGGGGCGGCAGGUGGGGUGACGCCCGUGUCCAGCCAGCUCUUCUCCGUGGAGCAGCUGCAGAUCGAGUACAGUUUCCCCUUCCUGUUCCCGCCGGGUCUGUUCGCGCGCUACAGCGCCCAGAUCAACGCGCACGUGGUGCAGCGCUCCGACAGCCGCCACCAGAUCUUCGCCUACCGCGGCAAGGUGCCCGUGGUGGUCAGCUACCGGCCCUCCCGCACGCGGCUGCAGGCCGAGGUGUUGUCCAUAGCCAGCUACGCGUCUUUGCCAAAUAUCUGGACAGCUUGGCAGGCCGUCACCCCCCUGGUGGAAGAGUUGAAUGUCCUUCUGCUGGAGUGGCCAGGCCUCCACUACUCGGUGCAUGUCCUGUGUUCCAAGUGCCUGAAACGAGGCUCGCCAAACCCACAUUCCUUCCCAGGCGAGCUACUGAGCCAGCCCCGACCAGAAGGCCUGACUGAAAUCAUCUGCCCCAAGAACGGCUCCGAGCGGGUCAACGUGGCGCUCGUGUACCCCCCCACCCCCACCGUGGUCAGCCCCUGUCUCAAGUGACUCUCUGCCUCCAUGGCUGCCCGUACCACGCCUUGCUCUUGCCCCUCCUGGGCCACUCCCGGCUUCCCCUUGGACCUGUCCCAAACACCCCCCCUCUCCCAGGGGGUCGCUCCUGUGUCUGACCCCCACCUCACCUGGAGCCCCAGGGCCUCACCCCGACCUGCUCAGGAGAACACAGCUUGACUAGACACGCACACACACACACACGCAAACACACACACACAGUUGGGACAACACCCACACACACACAAGGAGAAUGAUUCUUAAUGAUUAAUUUGAUCUCCCAGUUGAGUGGUCAAUUGUGCAGCACCCAUGAUUCACAUGUUAAAGAAUUGCCAUGGAAUUGUCAUGGCUUAAACCCCUAAGGUUGCCAUGACAAAAAAAAGAAUGAUAUGGUAUGGAUUGGCAACCACUCAUGUGUACUAUAUGUUCGACGCAACAUGUGCCCCCCUCCCUGGUUAAGCCUCUCUCUGUUGGAGACAAACGACUGGUUAGAACUCUCUUUGUUGGGGACGGAUGACUGGUUAGACCUCUCUCUGUUUGGGUAUUGGGGACAGACAACUGGUUAGGCCUCCAUGUUGGGGACAGACAACUGGUUAGACCUCUUUCUGUUGGGGACAGACGACUGCUUAGAACUCUCUCUGUUGGGGACAGAUGACUGGUUAGAACUCUCUUUGUUAGGGACGGAUGACUGGUUAGGCCUCUCUGUUAGGGACAGACGACUGGUUAGACCUCUCUCUGUUGGGGUAUUGGGGACAGACAACUGGUUAGGCCUCUCUGUUGGGGACAGACGACUGGUUAGAACUCUCUUUGUUGGGGACAGACGACUGGUUAGGCCUCUCUCUGUUGGGGACAGAUGACUGGUUAGAACUCUCUCUGCUGGGGAGCACACGCUUGGUCACAGGCAUGUCUUUCUCACUCCUUUCGGGAGGAUGAAGUUGUAGCCACAGUGCCUGCCCACAGUCUCAAUCACAGCUGUGGUUCCAGCACACAGACGCACAUCUCCGGUCACACAGCCUCAACACACACACACACACACACACACACACACACACACACACACACACACACACAUAUACAUACACACACACACACACAGUAGGCCCAGAAAGGAAAGCCUCUGGUCAGUGGAGUACUACACCUGUGCUAGGAGAGGUGGAGAGGGGAACAGACCAAUGGAUGGAUGGACGGUUGCAUGGGGGAGGGGACAGGAUCUCAUGUUGGACAGAAAACAGCCUCUUUCAAAGAUGCGACUGGACUGGGCGGCAAAAGAUGUGUGGACUAUUAGACGGCUUGUCACACACACACACACACACAAACACACACACACACACACAUACACAAACACACUCACCAAGCCUCACAAAGGUGCAAUCCAAACACAGAUAUCUGAGAGUGUAGUUUCAAAAAUGUUGCAUAUUAAAGUGCAGGGUUAGUCAGACAUCAACCACAAAUUCAGCAUAACCUAUUCAUAGCCUCCAUUCCCAUUCAUGACGUUUUGAACUUUUCCCAACACACCGACAUGGUAAAUGCACUCCUCUUCACUUCCUGUGUUGUGUUCGGUGCAUGUGCACCCUCCUCUGGAAGAGAAAGCCCGGACUGGUUGUUGGCAACACCUACUGUCGUCAAGGAGAUGACCACAGCCAAUGGCUCGUCAGUUAAGAGGCAGGAGAAAAAGCCCCUCAUCCUCACGGACAUGAGCAGGUGUUGAGUAAGUCGCACCAAAUUUGAUAUCAGCUCCUGUGCUGCCCUGUUUUGUCACCCUCUCGAAGAGUGCCCAGUUGUCGUCGGUGAUACUCGGGCCUCCUCGUCCUCUGUGUCUCCUCUCCAUUUUGUACAGUACGUCUGAGCAGACCAGAGGCUUCUCAGGAGGGUUGUGUAACAGGAGGCACCUCCAUACAAGCCAAGGAUAUUACUCUUUUUGUGGAUUGUGGGAAGGGUUUGGGAUAUAUCAUGCCAUGCCCCAGUGCAGACAUGUGUGGUUUGGGAAGCACUAAACAUUGUUUUAAGCAUUGUUCCAAAAAAAUGUGUAUAUUUGUGUGUAUAUACAAAUGUGUACAGAGCAAUUAAAGAGGAAGACAUUGUAGGUGUGUUGAGUCGGGCAACAUGUCAUUAAUCAGCACUCCAUUAUAUCACAAAUGGCGAAGAAGAAUCCAUGUCAGUAGUUUCCUUGCGGGGGACCUGGGCGGGGGGCGUAUUGCAAUAUGUCAAAUGUUGACACUUUUUUGUAUAUAAUAUUUUUAUUUUUGUAAGUCGACUGAAGGUUGUCACCGGUCCACCUUCUUCACCGUUAUUCAGAACUGAGCAUUGUGCAUGACCCACCUGCUGGAUGUCAGAAUGUGCAGUGCAAAGGGUUUUAUAUUCUCUCAGAUAGCCGCCAUCUCUGGAACGAAUCUGGCUCUGAUCUGACCUUCGUCUGGCCUGGGUCUGGCCUUCAUCUGGCUCUGAUCUGGCCUGGGUCUGGCCCUGAUUCGUGCCAGGUGUCCGCUCUCUGGGAUUUCUUGCUGGUUCGUCCAUUUCACACUUCAUGAAAAAGCACCAAAUACAAUAAACAAAUAAAAAAGGUUUCAAUAUAAA
Molecule: messenger RNA, 6064 nt
Organism: Alosa sapidissima (American shad)
Lineage: Eukaryota; Metazoa; Chordata; Actinopteri; Clupeiformes; Clupeidae
Gene: mfhas1
Product: multifunctional ROCO family signaling regulator 1
Exons: 2
Coding region: 428-3487 (1019 amino acids)
Molecular function (GO): protein binding
Source: RefSeq, a predicted model, not a curated record